Insectozyma verbasci is the source of this 7314-nucleotide messenger RNA. The record is from the annotation of a GenBank genome assembly. NCBI's taxonomy places the organism in Eukaryota, Fungi, Ascomycota, Pichiomycetes, Serinales, Debaryomycetaceae.
AUGGUGGUAAAGAAGAAAACUACUGAAUCAUCUAGAAGACAUGCUUUCACUUCUUUUAAAGAAAGAAUAGAUGGUAUUAAAAUUGAACCAAAUAUAAAAUUAACUAAACGGCCCUUCGAUAUUGAAGUUGUAACAUCACAUUUACUAACUACUUUAGAUCAUUGGAAAGAAAUCAAUUUAUCUAAAAUAUUCACCGAUUUUUAUGAUCAAAUUGAAUCAAAUUCUCAAUCAUUACCUCAAAUAAUAUAUCAUCAAUCGUUUAUAUUUAAUAAAUUAUAUGAUUCAAUUAAACAAGUUGAUAUACAUUCAAUGCAACCAUUAUUAGAAUGUUUGACUCAAUUUAUACAUGAUUUAGGACCUGAUUUUUUACCGUACUAUUUAAAAACUUUAAAUUUAUUAACGAAUAUCGUGGUUAAUAUUGAUCCAAAUGAUUUACAAAACAAUAGAAAUAGUUCAAAUAUACUAGAAUGGACUUUUAACGCAUUAGCCUUUACUUUCAAAUAUUUAUCAAGACAUAUAAUAACUGAUUUAAUACCUACAUUCAAUGAAUUAUUACCAUUAUUAAAAUUGACUAAAAAGAAAUAUUUAUCAAGAUUUUGUUCAGAAGCAUUAUCUUUCUUAAUUAAAAAAUCAAAUGAAACUUCCCUACAACAAGUUAUUAAAUUUUCAUUAUAUGAUCAAGUUGAAACCAUAUUGGAAAAUGAUUCUUAUUGUGAAUCUUUAUCUAUUUUGUAUGCUGAAUCUAUGAAAAACACCAACGGCACAUUUCAUACAAAAUCAAAUCUUAUAUUAACUACUUUAUUAACUAAUAUACUAUUUAGUUUAGAUGAUGAUAAAGUCAAAAAUAAAUUAAUUGGAAUACUAUCUGAUAUAUUAUUAGAUUUGUUAAAUCAUGGAACUAAUGAGUCUUGUAAUAAGUUUUACAUUUUAAUUACCGAUAUUUUAAAUGAUUUGAUGAAAAAUUCAAAUAAUUUAACUUUAUUAACUACUUGUCAAAUAUUGUCAACUUUAUCAUUUGCUGAAUCAGGUAGAAAAAUAAAUGAUUGGAGUUGUAUAUUAAAUACUGUUAAUAAUUUGAUUUCAAAUUUGAAAAAUUUACAAGAUCCAUCAAUUGAAUUACUUGAAUCAUUUGUUUAUUUGUUAUGUAUUGUAUUUAGAAAUUGUGAUAUCCAAUUAUUGACAAAGAACUAUCGAAAUUAUUUUGAAAUAAUUAUGAAUUUAAAUGGUGGUAAUGAAUUUUUAUUAUUUGCACAAUCUAGUUUGACUAUUGUUAAAGCUAAAGUGACAAAUUUUGGGUUAAUAAAGUACAUUCAAGAGUAUAUAAACAAAAUUGAUGAUGAUCAAUUACCUAAAUUAGCUUACUUUUUAAGAAUAACAGACUAUAGAUUUGAAAUACCCAAUUUCAAAUUAGACAUUAACGAGAAUACCAGUUAUGAAGAGAUUUAUUGGAAAUUAUUAAUAUCAAGUUAUAACGAUAAAAUUGAUUUAGAUGUAACUUUAUUAGAGAAAAUUUUGUUCAAUUUGAAUUCAUCACCAUUGCAUAAGGAAUUAGCAGGAACUAUCAUCAAUAUACUAGUUCAAAAGAAUCAUACAUCUAAUUUAUCAACAUUUAUAGAGGAUUCAUUUGAGAAAUUUCAAAAUUCAGCCAAUUUCAUAUCUUCAAUAAACAAAUUCGUCAUCAAAACCGGUGACAAUGACAAUUUAUUACCUAAAGUUAUCAACUGUUUAUAUAUUCCAAAUCAUCAAGUACGUCUCAAUACCAUCGAAUUAUUAUUUACAAUUUUAAAAGAUUCACCUUACCUUUCACAAAUUAGAAUAAUUGAACAAAUUCCGUUAGAUUUAUCAAAUGGUAGAGAUAUAAUAUUGCGUAUAAGGAACUUAGCACUUGAAUUUCAAAAAGCGGUAAAUGUAUCUGAGAUAGAUAAACAAUUAGUCAUUCAUUAUUUAUUUGGAGUUUUAUCAAAUAAAUUUCAACCAUUUUGGAAUGGAGUUUUUGAAGCAUUACCUAUCAUAUCAAGUCAUGCCACAAAUGAAAUAAUAUGGCAAGUUGCAUUUAAAUUAUUAAAUACAAAUGAAGAAUCUGAACAUUUUGAAUUGGAUGAGUUUUCACAAGAGAGUGAUUUAAUCAAUUGGCAACCUAAAAAACAUAAAUUAUUUAAUAAUUUCACACAAUUUGAUAAUAAUUAUCUAAUUCCAUUCAGAAAUAUUCAUAAUUCAAUUAUGAAAUUAUGUAAAUUUGAUCUUGGAGAAACUUCAUAUGAUGAGAUUUUAAAAUUGCAUAUUUUACAAGGAUUAAAGACUAUUCCAAAUGCAAUUGAAUCACAUACUGAUGAAUUAGUACCAAUAUUAACGAAUCAAAAUAAAGAAUCAUGGUCAAUAAAAGAAAGAAAUGGAUUAUUGGAAUUAUUUACCAAAAUUAAAGGAUUAAAGAAGAAGACCAUGGCUGAUGAUUUAUACUCAUAUUUAUUAGAUCAUUUAUUAACUAGCACUCAUUCAAAAACUCAACAAUUGGCACUUGAUGUAUUAUUCAAUUUUAAUAACUCUAUAAUCAACAAAUAUAAAGAUAAUUUGAAAAAUUUAUUAGAUGAUACGAUUUUCAGUGAUGAGGUAGCUAUUUUUUUAUCUUCAAGUUCUUCAAUUAGUCAUGAAGAUAAAUCUAUAAUUAUGCCAUUCAUAAUUAGGAUUUUAUUUGGUCGAGUUCAAGGAUCUCCAAAGAGUAAUUCUAAACAAGGUAAAAAAUUUCAAGUCAUAUCAGUACUUCCAAGUUUAACAAACAGUGAUAUAAUUUCAUUUAUUCAACUAGGUGCAAAUAAACUAAAUUAUCAAAAUUAUUUUCAGGGAAUCGUACCUAAAGUAAGUCUAGGUUUAGAUAUAAAUGAACUUAAAAAAAUCAAUGGAUUUAUUAAUUUAUUAAUUGAAGUAUAUGAAACACUCGGAUCAAAUUAUGAAGAAGCAUUAAUAUUUACAAUUGAACCAUUGGUAUAUUCAUUAGUAUCAGCUCAAAAUUGUAUUGAAAGUGAGUGUAAUGAUAUCGUAAUGGAUAAAAUCGCAAGAUCAAUAAGAACAAACGGUAUGAAAUGUCUUAAUGAAUUGUUUAAAAUCGUGGGAGAAUCAUUCAAUUGGAAAUCUUAUUAUGAUUUAAUUUAUAAUAACUUAAUUUUACCAAGGUUGGAUAAUUUUGCCAAUGAGAAUUUACAACAACCUUCAUCAUUACUUCAAUUAAUUACAAGUUGGAUAAGCAACUCAAAUACGGUAACAUUAUUAUAUAUUGAUGAUUUUAGUAUUGUUAGGGCAUUAUUGUCUAUUCUUUCAAGAUCUAAAGAUGCUAAAGAAUCAGUAAUUACAAAAAUAUUAGAUUUUUCAAUUGAAGCAUUAGAGAGAAAAGAUGAAAUUGAUGAUUUAUGGUUUACAUUAUUGGCAUUAGUUGUAGAUUCAUUAUUACAGAAUCUUGCAGAGACAAUUAAAAAUAUAUAUGAUAAGGAAGUUGGAUCAAGGGCAAUCAAGAUUCUAUUGUUAUUGAUUUCUGGUAAAUAUAUUGAUGAUAGUGAGACGAAAUCAACACUUAUUGAAUCAUUAACUAUUGCAUUAAAGAAGAAUAAUAAUCAAAUUGAUUUAAAUGAUAAAGCAAAUAUAUUGAUUUCAUUAUCUUCAUUGAUUGAUACAUAUGACUGUGAAUUCAAAGAUAUUGAACAAUUUUAUACAACAGUUUCCAAAUUAUUCAGAUUCUUUCCGAUUAGAAAUGUUAGAGAGACUUUAUCUUCUGUUAUAUCAUCAAUUGGUGCCAAAUUUGAAGAAGUUGGUAAAACAGAUUUAAUUGUUGAUUUGAAUUCAUAUACGAUCCGAGGUGAAUUUGAUUUUGAAAAACGUUUAAAUGCAUUCAAAUUAAUUAAUGAAGAGUUAUAUAAUGAUUUAUCUCCAUUACAAUGGUUACCAUUAAUUAAUAAUUCUUUAUUUUUCAUUAAUGAUCCUGAAGAAUUAGCAAUAAGAUCAAAUGCAACUUAUAUGUUAAAACGAUUUAUUGAUUGUUAUUCAAACAAAUCUGAAGCAGAAGCAAUACCAUAUAUUUCACAAUUGAAAGAUUUAAUAUUACCAAAUUUAAAAAUUGGGAUAAGAAAAGAUAAUGAAGAUAUUCAAAGUGAAUAUAUCUCAUUGUUGGAAUACAUUGUAAAUCAUUCAAAAUAUUACACAGAAUUGGAAGAUAUGAAAAUUUUAUCUACUGAUGAUAUUCAAAUUGAUAAUGAAGACCAAGUAAACAAUUUCUUUCAAAAUAUUACAAAUAUUCAACUUUAUCGUCGUCAUAGAGCUAUCAAAAAAUUGAUUGAUUAUAAAUCUGAAUUAAAUGAAUCAAGUAUAUCACAUUAUAUAUUACCUAUUAUUGAAAAAUAUGUAACUUCAGAAAAUGACAAAUAUAGAAAUUUGGGACUUGAAGCAUUGGAUACGAUCAGUGCUUUAUUAAAAUCAGUUACUUGGAAUCAAUACAAGGCAAUUUUAAAAAGAUAUGUUUCAAAUUUAAAAACUCAAACUCAUUUAAAACAAAAGGUUAAUUUAAUUGUAUCUUCUUCAAUAGCAUUAAUUCAAUCUAAAAAUGAAAACACUAUGCAACUACCAAACCAAGAUGAAUUGGACAAUUUUAUAUUAUUUGAAAUGUCACCUACUUUAUUAAAAAUUUUGAAUGUUAGAGAUGAUGAUACUAUUGUUGCUAGAGCUCCUUUAUCUGAAGCAUUGACUAAUUUUAUAUUAUGCAUUAGUCCAUAUAAAAUUGAUGGUGAAUUACCUAAAAUAUUAACUAAUUUAUCUCAAGUAAUGAGAUCAAGAUCAGAAGAAUUAAGAGAUGCAGUUAGAAAAAGUCUAGGAAAGAUAUCAAUAUUACUUGGACCAAUUUAUUUCCCAUUUAUUUUAAAAGAAUUAAAAACUGCCCUUUCUAGAGGUUCUCAAAUUCAUGUUUUAUCCUUCACUAUGCAUUAUUUACUCACAUGUAUUUCCAAAAUUCUCUCUCAUGGUGAUUUAAAUGAAUCUGUUAAUUUAAUUAUUGAUAUUGUAAUGGAGGAUAUUUUUGGAGCAGCAGGUCAAGAAAAAGAUGCAGAAGGUUAUACUUCCAAAAUGAAAGAAGUUAAAUUUAAAAAAUCUUUUGAUUCUACUGAAUUAUUAGUUUCUAAUAUUUCAUUAAAUCAAUUUGGUGAAUUAAUCAAACCGAUAAAAUUAUUAUUAAAAGAGAAUAUAUCAUAUAAGACACAAUUAAAAUUAGAUGAAUUAUUAAGAAGAAUUUCUUUGGGGUUAAAUCAUAAUUUUGAAUCUAAUGAUAUUAAUAUCUUACAUUUAUGUUAUCAAAUCUAUCAAAUGUCAAAAGAAGAAGAAAAAGUGAAAGAAGUGAAAGAACCAACAGAAAAAGAAAAACAUUUCCUAACUACAUUAGAUCGUAAAGUUGUUAAAGCACAUGUUGAUAAAUCCUUAUUUAAAAUUACUUUACAGAAAUUAAGUUUAGAAUUAUUGAGGACGGCAAUUUCAAGACAUGAAAAAUUAUUAACUGUUGGAAACUUAUCUGAAUUUGUACCAAUUUUAGAAGAAUCAAUUAAAUCAGAUAAUGAACAAGUCAUAAUUGCAUCUAUAAAAAUACUUAUAAUUAUAAUUAGAUUACCAUUUGAUGAAAAUGACCAAAAUGUGUUUAAAUCAUGUAUGAGAAGAUCAUUAAUACUUAUAAAAGACUCACCUUCUACAAAUGCCGAUAUUUGUCAAACUGCAUUGAAAUUUUUAUCAACUACAAUAAGGCAUAACCAGGAAUUAAAUCUAAAAGAAUCAGCAAUUAGUUAUAUUUUAACUCGUAUUCAACCAGAUUUAAACGAACCAAAUAAACAAGGAACAGCAUUUAAUUUUUUAAAAUCAAUUGUGUCUCAACAUGUAAUGAUUCCUGAAGUUUAUGAAUUGAUGGACAAUGUAGCAAAAAUAAUGAUUGUGAAUCAUUCUAAAGAAAUUAGAGAUAUGUCAAGAUCAGUAUAUUUUCAAUUCUUAAUGGAAUAUGACCAAGGUAAAGGUAGGUUAGAAAAACAAUUUAAAUAUCUAGUAACUAAUUUAUCAUAUCCUACAGAAGAAGGAAGACAAUCAAUAAUGGAGUUAAUACAUUUGAUAAUUUUGAAAUCUGGUGAUGUGUUAUUGAGCAAAUUGGCAACUAGUUUUUUUGUAUCGUUGGCAAAUGUGUUAAUUUCAGAUAUGUCUAAUAAAUGUAGAGAGAUGGCAAAUGCAUUAAUUUCAACAAUUUUCAAAAAAUUAAAAGAUGUAAGUCAGUUAGAGAAAUUUAUAAUGAUGUGGUUGAAACAAUCAAGUAAUCAAUUGUUAAAACGAUGCGGAUUGAAUGUGUACAAGAUUUAUAUUAUUGUGUUGGGAAUGAACAAUGAGAAAUUGAAUAGUAUAGCAAAGGAUAGCAUAUUGCAUAUUUUUAAAGCUGCUAAGAAUGAAGAAGAUAAUGAUAUUGAAUGGGAAUUAUUAUAUUCUGCAUUAGUUUUAUUUAAUACUAUUGCAUCUAUUCAAAAAGAAAAGGUGUUUAGUAAGGCAUUUGAAUCAUUUUGGAAAUGUAUAGUAGAUAUUUUAUUAUAUCCUCAUUCAUGGAUUAGAUUAAACUCAUCAAGACUCAUCACAUUGCUAUUAACACAUUUGAAUGAUACUAAAUUUAAGGUAUCUGAAUAUGAAAUACAGACUAUUUCAGUUAAAUUGAUUCAUCAAUUAAGAGCACCAAGUAUCUCAGAAGAAUUAGGAAAUCAAAUUGUUAAGAAUCUAGUACUUAUUGGUAUGAAAUGGGAAUCUAAAAAUCAAGAAUGGAUAAACGAUGAUGAGGAUGGAGUUGUAAUCGCUAAUGAUUAUUUGUUAGAUAAGAUUGGUUCAAUUAUUAAACAAGAAAAUCUACAAUCUGUUGAAUCAAAAAGAAGCUGUAUUAAACUAUCAGCAAUGUUUAUUCAAUUCACUAAUGAUUCAAGAAUACUCAAGGUUUCAGAAAUGAUCAUUUCCGCAUUAUACAACUUUACUGAUUCUGAGUAUUCUAAAUCUGUUGAAGAUGAUGAAUUGAUCAAAUUGAGUACGGAGGCUUUGGAUCUCGUUAAUUCAAAAAUUGGAAUUACGGAAUAUACUUCAAUUUAUUCCAAAAUAAAGUCACAAGUUAAUAAUAGAAGAAUGGAAAGAAAGGCAAAGAAGGCUCAAUUGGCUGUUAACCAACCUGAUAUAGCUGCAAAACGAAAAUUUAAAAAACAUGAAAGAUUCAGGGAGAAGAGAAAACAUGAAAAGGAUGAAAAUGGAUAUUAUAAACCAAAGAAAAAGAGAGUAUUUUAA